Molecule: messenger RNA, 7866 nt
Organism: Trichobilharzia szidati
Lineage: Eukaryota; Metazoa; Platyhelminthes; Trematoda; Strigeidida; Schistosomatidae
Source: the annotation of a GenBank genome assembly
AUGGGUCGAAAGAAGCAUGCAGUUGGAAGUGUAUUCCGUAAUAAAUCUGAUAAAUCAUCUAGAUCCUCAGGUACUUCAUCUUCCUCUUCUUCUUCAUCAUCUUCAAAAUCCAGCAUUAAACCUAUACCCUGGAUUGAACAAAAUAUUGUAUGCUUGGAGUGCGCUAAAUUUGUUCUGGUUCAUCAUCAGUCAAAAUACAAUCCUCGAUGUAGUUGUGGUCUUACAUUCAGUGAACAUUCAUCCAGUGUACAAAUUGAGUAUGUAACACCUCAACAAAAUUCUAAUUUUCAUCCUGAAGUAUCAACUACCGGUGAUUAUCAUUUAAAAGCUUCGAAUGAACGUUGGCAUGUUAAAACGCAUACACAGGAAAUACCUACAAAUGCUUAUGGAACAGUUGAAUUUCAAGGUGGACCACAUCCAACUAAAGCUCGGUAUGUUCGAUUGCAUUAUGAAACAUGUCCUGAAUUGAUAUUGCAUUUAUUACUACAUGAAUGGAGAAUACGUGUGCCUAAUUUAGUCAUAUCUAUUGUCGGUGGAUUGGCUAAUGCGCCAUUACAAGCAAAAUUACAACAAGUUGUUCAAAGAGGUAUACUUAGAGCAGCUAAAACAACUGGUGCUUGGAUUAUAACCAAUGGAUUAGAUAUUGGUGUAACUCGACAUAUUGGUGAGGCAUUGAAAGAUGAAGUACACAUACGUGGUUCUAAUAUUGUUGCACUCGGUAUAGCACCAUGGGGUUAUGUACAACAUCGUGAAUCACUUGUCGGUUUAGAGAAUACAUGUUCCUAUUAUUCUCAAGGAUGGAGACCUGGUCGUCAAGAAGCUCCAUUAAAUUCAAAUCAUAAUUAUUUUCUGUUAGCUGACAAUGGAACUGCUGGUAAAUUUGGUGGUGAGCUAGGUCUUCGUCGACGUUUGGAACAGCACUUAGCUCAACAACCCAUUGAUAUGCGACGUUAUGGAUUGCUGCAAGCACAGAGAACAUGUCUGGAUCAUAUAUAUGAUAAUGGAAUAGUGUUACGAGAAGAUCAUGAAAUACACAGAGGAUCUAAAUCCCGUGUACCAAUUGUCGGUGUACUACUUGAAGGUGGAACUCAAACAUUUCGUACUGUGUUUGAAUUAGUCACAGGUCGUCAUCCAGUACCAGUUGUUGUCUGUGAUGGUAGUGGUCGUGCUGCAGAUCUUCUAGCAUUUAUGCAUCGAUAUGCAAACGAAGAUGGAGACCUUAGCACACAACUACGUGAUCAAAUGGUUGCAAGCAUAUCUCGAGCAUUUCAAAUUCGACGUUUUGAAGCGGAAGGAUUGUACAGUGAAAUGAAAUUAUGCAUGAAAUGUCGACAUUUAAUUAGUGUUUUUCGAAUGGGUGAAGGUGAUAGUGAUGAGAUUGAUAUCACUAUACUGACAGCUCUUUUACAAGUUUCGGGUCAAAAUUUAACACCAGCUGAACAAUUGUCACUUACUAUGGCUUGGAAUCGACCAGAUAUUGCUCGUUCAAAAGUAUUUGCCAAAUUCAGUAAUUGGUCUAAAACUACGCUUGAAAAUGCAAUGGCUGAUGCUUUAUUGAAUGAUCGAUUGGAAUUUGUUCAAUUAUUACUUACUAAAGGCCUGAGAAUUCAAAGAUUUCUAACACGUGAACGUUUAGAAGAAUUGUACAAUGUGGCUGGUGAUGCAAAUAAUCAGUCAUUUCAUAAACUAUUCACAAAAGUUUUAGGUAAUAAACAGAAAAUCACACUACGUUCAGUUGGCCAACUGAUUGAAAAUUUAGUCGGUGGGGGUUAUCAACAUUCUUAUUGUAUUAAACCUGGAAAUGCAGAUAUAGUUCGUUCACCAUCUCAUGGCAAUGGUUGGCUACCGAGUGUUAAUGUCCCAUUUGGAAAUAAAAAUAGUAUAACAAAUAGUCAAGGACAAUCAGAUAACAAUAAUAAUAAUAACAAUACUAAUAAUAACCAUCAUAAACCUUUACGUGCAAACAAUUCAUCAUUCGUUGUAUCGGAGAAAAUGCCAGCCUGUUGUACAAUUCAUCCAAAUCAGAUAAACGCUUUAAUUACACCUAAAGUACCAAUUACUCAAAACGCUACUACUACUACUACAACUAAUACAACUACUCCUGCUGCUAAUAAUAAUAUAACUCGUCAACACUCUGCAUCACAGCAUUUACCGUAUACAUCAUCAAAUUCUGCUAAUGAAAUCAAUCUAUCUGAUCGAUAUUUUCGUUAUCCUUACACUGAACUAUUACAAUGGACACUGUUGACUAGACGUUUAAAUAUGGCGAAAUUUUUAGUAUUGGCUGGUGAAGAAUCAAUUGCAAAGGCUUUAUUUGCGUUGAAGUUGUUACGCAGUAUUCGACAUGUUACACUGGAUGAAGAAACUGACAUUGAGUUAGCUAAUGAAUUUCGUUCACAUGAACUUGCACUGGAACGAUUAGCUGUCGACUUACAAGAUCAUUGUUAUCGUCAUGAUCAAGAUCAAGCGAAACGUCUAUUGACCUAUGAAUUACAAGCUUUUUCAAAGAACACCUGUCUUAGUCUGGCCUAUAUGUGCGAGUCAAAAGUAUUCAUUGCUCAUCCAUGUACUCAAUCGAUAUUGAAUGAUUUAUGGUAUGGUGGCCUGCGUAAAGGUGAUUUAGUCGGAGCUAAAGUCGCUCUAAUUUUAAUGGGUUUAAUAAUUCCCCCGCUGUAUCCAUUGAUUGCAUUCUUUUUUACAAAGAGAAGUAAAUUCUUAGAAUUUAAAACUAAGGAGGAGUUAGCUCAACAACCACAAACACUGCAAGAACAUUUAGAUGAAUUAGAAGACUCUUCUCCGUCGAGUUCAUCAUCAUCAUCGUCGUCAUCGUCAUCAUCAUCUACAUCAUCACCGUCUUCAUCACGCGCUUCCAGCAGGCGAUCAUCUGAAUGUGACACUAAACAACAUGACCAAAAGCCAACAAAUACUGAAAAUGCAACUACGGAAAAAAAUCAGUCGAAUAAUCCAAAUACAGAAAAGAAGAUUCCAACAGUUGAAAUAACUCCACCAGAACCAUCAAGGAUAUUAGAAGAAGGAAACAGUAUGGAACUAUCAUCUGAUAAAGAAAAGGUUGACUUGUCAGCAGUAAUCAUAAAUAACGAAAUCAAUACCAGUCCUGAGAUAGUAAAUAAUCUAUGGCCACCGACCUCUGCUCCUCCGGCUUCUUCUUCGCAUAAAUAUCGUUCACAUAAUCAUAGUAAACACCGAAAAACUUCAGGACCGUUAACAAACUAUGCAUCAGUAUAUAAUACAGUACAAUACAAUAAAUCAACUAUACCUGCUGAUCAUAAAGCUGUGCGUCAUCAAUCUGCUAAUUUGUGCAAAACAAGCCUACCAGAUUAUGCGCUAGUUGCAAAUAUGCAUACAAAAGAGUCAGUCCCGAUUUCAGCUACUGAUCAAAAUCAUUCAGUUGACAUGAUUUCGAAACCGAAGAAAAAUCCUAUGUUGAUUGAUGCAGAUUCUAGUUUACAGGAUGUACCUGAAGUAAAUAUUCUCCCAUCCGAAGAGAAUUUAACCAACAGAUGUCAUCGUGAAAGAAAAUCUGUAGACUUCGAAGAAUUGCAUCCAACAGCUGUUGACCAACCGAAAUUAUCAGAUGAAACAAUUGAUUUAUCAUGUACAUCCGAAUCACAACAACCAAUACAAUCAUUAUCAUCAGGAACUGCAUCAACGGCAGCCGCCGCCGCUGCAUUGCCUAAAGAUAGUUUUCAAACUCAACAUUUUCAUAAUUUACACCGUGAGCCUAGAAAUCAUAUGCGUAAACAACGUUUCACUAUUCAUCCAUAUUCAACUGCACUGAAUACUUCACAGAAUGCAGCAUUAGCUAAGCAUGCUUUUUUGUUAAGAUCGAAUCUAGCUUCAUUGAUCCCAUCAAAUCAUUAUGCAUCAGUGGCAGCUUCUGAUGACUUACAAAGAAGAAGAUAUGAACGUAAGAGAACCAGAGGUUCUACUGGUUUAAAUCAAGAUCCUAAUAUAUUAGUAGAAAAAAUGAUCAGCAGUGGACCAAGACUAUCAAAUAAUGCUGUCCCAUUUGAUGCCUAUGAUCCAACCUCUGCUGUAAUCAAUCCAUCAGGUAAUGUACACCACCAUAAACCAAGCAAAUUUAAUCCAUCGAUGAAAGACAACUCCUUUUCAUCAUUAAGUUAUCAUCGUAAUGGACAAUGGAUCCCGUGUGAUUUACCUUUGGGUUAUGACUACCAGCCGACAGCUAGUCAAGGCUUACAAUUAUCAUGGCGUAAAAAAGUCUAUGAAUUUUUCAGUGCACCAGUGACAAGAUUUUAUUUACAUGUGCUAUUGUAUCUUGUCUUCCUGAUCCUAUUUAUUGGAUUGUGUAUACACACUAUACCACCGGCGACAUUUUCAUUUCUUGAAUUAUAUGUCUAUUUACAUAUUGUAACCUAUUGGUUGGAUAAAUUUCGUGAGGUUACGCUUAAUCCAGGAGCAAGUUAUAUUCAAAAGUUUGCAGUACACUUGACUGCAUUUUGGAAUAUAUAUGAUAUGAUUAUGUGUUUCUUAUCAUUAGUUGGCAUUGUUAUCCGUUAUGUGGGCAUAGUUAAUCCAACUUAUUAUAUGUGGGGUAAAAAUCUGUUAAUUAUAUGCUGUUCAUUAUGGCAGAUGAGAUUUCUGGAAUUAAUGCAAAUCUGGAGAUUUUCUGGUCCAUACAUUUAUAUGCUGGUGAAAAUGGUUCGUUUAAUGAUUCCCAUGCUUACUUUAUUAUUCCUUCCAUUAUUGGCAUUCGGUACAAUACGUCAAGGAAUUAUGUAUCCAAGGCAUACACAUGUUAAUCUUGAAGCGAUUAAAGGCAUUAUGCUUAAACCAUAUUUUAUGCUAUAUGGUGAAGUAUAUGCUGGUGAAAUAGAUCCUGUUGACUGGCCAGUUGAAUCACAAACUGCACCAUUUUUAGAAAUUGUUCCCAUUGCAACAGUCAUCUACCUGUUAUAUUCCAUUAUUCUAUUUGUCAAUGUUGUCAUCGCUGUAUUCAAUGAUAUAUUCGCUAGUGUUCGCCAACAAUCUGAAUUAGUCUACAAUUAUUUACGUUAUGCUGUUAUUAUUGAAUAUGAAUCAAGACCGUUAUUACCGCCACCGUUUAUUAUAAUCUCAUGGAUUUAUAUGUUUAUACGUUAUAUCUAUCGAAAUCGUAAAAAGCGUAGGAUGUCUGUUCUGUCAAGUUCUACUGUCUCAGAUGACACUCAAAAAAAACAACCUAGUCCAAAUGAUAAUGAUGAUAAUAACAAUAAUAAAAUGAAUAAACCUGAAUCACUGACAAAACCUGCUCCAUCAUCACACACACCAUCAAAUCGACAUGAUCAUCAUGAAGCACGUGAUACACGAAUUGAUCCUGUCACUGAGCUGUCCGCUGGUCUAAAAUUAUUUUUGAAUCCGGAUGAAGUCGAGAAACUUCAUGAUUUUGAAGAGGAAUGCGUAGAAGACUAUACACGUGUCACACGGAGAGCUGAAUUACACAAAGAAGAAGGUCAAGUGGGAAUAUUAAAUAAAAAAAUUGAUAAGCUACAAUUCAGAAUGGAAGAAAUUCAUGUACGUCAACGUCAUCUACGUGGACUAGUUCACUUAGUUGAAGAACAUCUAGUCUAUAUGGAGGAUAAUCUACAUCCAACAGGACCUGUUAGUCCAUCAAUAGCAAAUGUACAUAAUAGUAAUAGUAAUCGUAAUACAACUACUAUAGAGCAUCCGGUGACAACGCCAACAACGCCAUCAUUAGCAAAUAAUACGCAUGACUCAUCAACUAUUCAUGCAAGUAGUAGUUCACAUGACAGAGACUUCAUAUUUACAUCGAGUCUUUUGUGGUUACUUAAAAAACAAAUGGCACAAGAUUCUGCGAAUACAACGCAAAAUGAUAAUUCUGAUUCUACAGCACAUUUAAUUCGUUCUUUAAUCUCACAACUUGGACGACGUUCACGUCCACCAACUGGAUCAUUCAGUUCACGCCCAUAUCAAGGUUGUUUAGAUUCAAUGCAUCAUGAAAGAUCACCAAGUUGUUCAGUACGUAUGAAACAUCGUGGCAGUCGAACAGAUCAUAGAUAUUCAACGCCUACAUAUGAUCAUCUUACUUUACCACAUUCAGAUGUACAAUUCUUUGGAUCACAUUAUGAUCGUAUGUAUGAACGUAAUCGUAAUCGUCGUUUCGGUCAUAACUCUUAUCGGGCACCAGAUUUCACUUGUCGAGAGUAUACAACCAUUUGUGAUGAUAUUGAUUUAUCCUGUUUAAGUUAUCCCAACAGUCCUAUGAUAAGCCCAAAUGGAUCUCGUAUGGAUCUAACAUCAGUUGGAUUAACAAGAAAUACAAAUGUCCCGAUCGAUACUACUUUAAAUAAAACCUAUGACCAUAAUAAUACUACAUCUGUACCAGGACUAUCGAGAACGCCUCAUCAUAUACCAUCUGAAACUGUAAGGGAUAACAAAGGUAAGAUUAUCACUCCGACAACAAUCGAAACAAAAUCUGAUGCAGUAACUUCCGGUGAAAAACGUGCAAUACACCAGUUGUCAGCCAUAGACAACAACACAAUACGAAGUCAAUCGAUCGCAGCUAUGCAUGCCAAUACAAAGUCUUCUGAUGAAGAAAUCUCACCAGGCAAACAUCACUCCCAUCAUCACCAUCAUCAUAAUCAUAAUCGCAAUCACAAUCACAAAAACUAUGAUCCCAAUUCAAAUGUACCUGCUAAUUCUGAUCUCUCCUCAUAUACAGAUCAAAUAAAUUCAUCAGAUCUACAAUAUUUAUUAAAUAAUCUACAAAUGAAUAGUGAAGAUAUUAUUCGCCUAGCAGAUCACAGUAAUAAUAUUGACAAUGAUAAUGAUGUUAAUGACAUUUAUAAUGACACUGAUAAUGUUGUUGAUGUUAUCCAUGGAGAAUAUGCUAGAGAAAUCGAUGAAAUAGAAGAUCAUCAUGAUGAUGAUGAUUAUGAAGACGAAGAAGAAGAAGGCAUAAUGAAUGAAGAAGAUGAUCUAAAUAUUCAAUUAGGACUUCAAGAAGCUGAGAAUGCAGAACGUAUUGAACUUCAAGCUACUAUGAUAAAACGAUUACGUAAACUGUCAGUAUCUUAUAUAGCGAAUAAAUCACAUCAUGUUGCUGGUGCUUCUUCGUCUUCUUCAAAUAAUAACAGCAGCAACAUUAAGAGUAAAAGCAGUAGUAACACUACAACUUUUCGUCAUAUAAAACAUUCAAAUUCUAAAGGUAUUAAACUUAUUUCAAAUCAAAAAACUGCCAAUUGGGAUCCUGAAGGUGUUCUACUCUCUGAUCGAAUCGAAGAAGUCAACAUUACCGGUAAUAGUAGUAGUGGUCAUACCCUACAAGCUGGAUUAAUUAGCCGUGAAGAUAUGGGUGACUUUUUGUCGCAUGUAGUUAUUGAAGAAGAAGCUGUUGAUCCUGAUUUAGACUUAGACUUUGAUUCAGUAGCGCAUGAAUCCUCUGGGAUGCAUUCAAGUCUUGAAUCGCCUAUCCAACUGGAAUCAUUAACUGAUGAUAUAAAUUUACAUGGUAAAAUGGAAUUCAUCGAUGAGACAUGUCUACUAGCCGAUAGUGAUAUGAAUGGUAUACUUGAUAAUAGACCGUUGUCACCAACAGUCGACCAACUCGAUGAUGAUGAUGAUAAUAAUAGUAAUAAUAAUGGCGAAAUAAUCAAUAAUUCUGCAACUGUUCACCCAUCAUAUCCUAGUCCAAUAAUUGAACAGAAAGAAGAAGAGGAAGAAGAACUGGCUGUAAUGGCUGUGUCAUUACCAUCACCACUACCAUCCUCAUCAUCCUCAGCACUAUCACCGUCAGACCAAGAACAACCACAAGGAGAACUUCCAGUGACAGGAACAACGACAACAACAGUAACAGUAACAAUAGAUUCAGUAGACAAAUCCUGUUAA